This is a messenger RNA of Suillus paluster, 1552 nucleotides long. RefSeq lists its product as uncharacterized. The coding region runs from base 1 to 1095 and encodes 364 amino acids. The record is from RefSeq and is a predicted model, not a curated record. The transcript is spliced from 8 exons. NCBI's taxonomy places the organism in Eukaryota, Fungi, Basidiomycota, Agaricomycetes, Boletales, Suillaceae.
AUGAGUCCGGCAACUUGGGGACAAUGCCGAGAUGCGCACACGCCACCUGUGAGGCUAGUUGGUUCCGCUUCACAUAGAAACACGGAGGGUGCAUGUAACGCAUCUCGCGUCAACCUGUUGCGCGUUUCUGGGAAACGGGAAGCGCACCCCAAGUGGCACCAAGGUGAGGUGUCUCGUAGACGAAAGAAGCGGACACUGCAGUGUCUAGUUGUCGGGACUGGUGCACAUUAUCACAAGCGCAUUGUAACGCAUGGCGUGCGGGUAUAUCAGUGUCCUGGCGGAGGGUCAAACAACACACAGGCGGUUCCAGCAAUUGAGGGGACGGCAACGAACUCAAAAGCGAUUUUCCCCCCGGUCACGGACAUCAUUGGUGGGCUGCGAAACAUUAUGACCAGAUUCCAGACCUCGAAACACCGUAUUUUCGAGCCAAUGCGAACUAUUCUACCAUUCAACUCGAAGACCGGAUCAUCAACGCUAUCAUCACCGAACACCAGCAGCAAUUGGAUCGAGAUCUCAGGCCUGGAAACUGCCAUGAACAGUAUCAAAAAUAUUCACCAGCAACUCGUCGAAAAGAAGGACACGAUUACCCAGUCCAUGAAUUUGCACAAGCAACUUGAAUCGGCUCUGUGGCGCUUUCUCAUGGUAGUAGGCAUGACGUUCGACCUCGAGGGCUUGUAUUCUUUCAAUCUCGCAUGGGCCCACCUGACAAAUGUCGAGAUCGGCAUGCUCCAACCGACUGCAGUCUUCCACUUGCUUCAGCUAGUACGCCCCAACCUCUCUUCGUUAACGCUCCGCUUUCGCACUGGAGCCAUCCACGCAUACCAAAAUUCAAUCUUUCCGCAUUGCUUGUGGAUCCGGGCGCGGGAGCCUCCACCACCAACAUACAACACAAACAACGCGAUCUCCAGGAGGAGUCUGAUUUUCUCCAGCGCCGAUCGCUCAGUUUGGCACCGACUAUCGACGUUAACGUACUGGACUGUCGCCCUUGCAUGUGGUUAUCCGUGGGCAAUGGCUCCACUCCAUCUUGCUGGGUUGCAUGAUCUUCCUUUCGAACUUCGAAGUGCCAAAAUAUCGAUAGGUCCAUUAAUCCAAUAAUACUGAUAUUGUCGAGAAAAGGUAAUUAAUUCGGACAGAGAUCUUCGAAGAACUACCUCUGGUUUUCGUACCAGGUCUAGUUCGCGGUACUCAAUAUUCACUGUGAGAGACUGAGAAAUCGCCACAUCCUAUGCAAAUACCACAGCUAUUUCGCUGGGAGCAUAAUUCAAUAUUCAAGUCUUGGUUCAGUAAAGGGAGCACCUCACGCUCACGCUCAUGCCAAAUCCAAUCAAUGACUACGCAAAGUCCAAAAAUCAUUACAAUGCACAGCAAUGAGCCAUCAAGGACAACGCUCACCAGUGCACGGUCUGGGCCCCAAGACGGUCGGAAAAAGCGGAUAGCGAUGCCAAUGUUCACGAUAUCGCGCAUGAAUGAGUUGACAUACUUAAUAUACCCGCUACUUCCUGCACUUCGGAUGACGGCGAACUUAUGCUGUUAACAGUCAUUAGACCAUGGA